This is a messenger RNA of Conger conger (European conger), 2430 nucleotides long. RefSeq names its product drebrin-like protein A. Gene Ontology annotation, cellular component: dendrite; postsynaptic membrane; plasma membrane. Lineage: Eukaryota; Metazoa; Chordata; Actinopteri; Anguilliformes; Congridae. The transcript has 16 exons. The record is from RefSeq and is a predicted model, not a curated record. Gene Ontology annotation, biological process: postsynaptic actin cytoskeleton organization; neuron projection morphogenesis; positive regulation of axon extension. Gene Ontology annotation, molecular function: actin filament binding. Bases 211 to 2343 code for a protein of 710 amino acids.
CAUUCGUAGUGCCUACCGCUCGCCUGGAGGGCUGUCAACGCAUUUGAUGCGCGAAAGCUAAAGGACUGCGUUAAAACUUUUUUGUUUCAUACUAUGCCUGUUCUUUUCCCGUGAACGUGUGUCUGCGUAUGACUGUCGACCGUAGUUUACGGAUAUUCCAGAGCGAUCCCAGAGUGGGCAAACGAAGGGGAGUAAAAAGUCACCAUCACAAUGAAAGCGAUUAACCUGGACACCUACAGCCUGUCGCUGCUCACGGCCAAAGAGGACAUUCUCAACCCCCGCUCGUCAACCAACUGGGCUCUGUUUAACUACGAUGGGGCGAGCAACAACCUCAAGCUCUCCGACUCUGGAGCGGGUGGCUUUUUGGAGUUGGCGGAGAAGUUUCACGCCAACAGGCCGCUGUACGGACUGUGCCGGAUGAGUCCGCAGGAGUCGGGACAGCGGCGGAUCGUGCUGAUCGCCUGGGUGGGGGAAGGGGUGGGAGAACGGCGUAGAGAUGAGUGCGCCAGCCACAUUCCCGCCAUCAAGGUCUUCUUCAAGGAGGCGAAUAUCUUCAUCGCCGCUACCCGCCCAGAGGACGUGACGGAGGAGAAGGUUAACAGUAUCGUCAGUAAGACAGCAGCCCCACCGGAGCGUCUGAAACGGAGCCCCCGGGCCGUGGAGAAGGAGGAGACUGUGGGAACAAACUACAGGAAGACAAAUGCAGCCAUGGAGAUGCACAGAAUCAACAGAGAGUCCUUCUGGGCACGUGCAGAGCGUGAGGAAGAGGAGCGUAAGGAGGAGGAGCGCCGGCGGGCCGCGGAGGACAGGAGGAGGCUGGAGAAAGAGAGGCUACUGCAGGAGCGCCGAGAGGAGGAGGAGCGGGACCGCAGGAUGGAGGAGAAACUGCAGCAGAUAGAGGAGCAGAGGAAACUGCAGGCCAAGCAGGACGCUGAGAUGCGGAAGCUCGAGAAAACUAAAUGGGAGCAGCAGCAGAGGGAGCAUGAGGAAGACAUGAAAGCUCGUUUCAGACGCAGCGAGUCCAUCGAGAAAGCAGCUGAGGCAGCAGCGCUCGUGUCUCAGCGCUCCAUGAAUCCGCGAGAGUUCUUCAGACAGCUGUCGUCCUCGUCGUCUACGAGCCCCGGCUCCCCGCGCACAGUGAAGCCUCCGUUCCGGCGGUACCAGCGCAGCCUGACGGACACGGCCUUCAUCUUCGGCCGCCCCGUCACCCCCACCUCCCCCCACCGCACCUCCCGCAGCCCCCCCCUGGGGUCCCCCUUCAGCCGCACCCCCACCUCGCCCUUCUGCCAGCCCCUCUCCCCCACCAGCCCCACCUUCCUGCCCUCUGUGUCCCCCCAGCGCUCACCCCCUGCCCCCGCCAGCCCCCCUGCUCCCUCUCAGCCUCUGCCCCAGCGCCCCCCCACCCGCCUGGACCCCCCUCCCUCUGCGCCCCUCCCUGACGCACCGGAGAAGCCCAACGCCCCUCUGACUCCGCCCCCGUCCCCUCCGGAGGUGUACGUGGCGACCCGCAUGCUGAGUGACCUGGAACCCGAGGCCGACCUGACCGUGCAGGCUGUGCUGGUGGACACCAGCAUCGCCUCGGUGGCUGAGGAAGAGGAGGAAGAGGAGAGGAAGCCGACGGAGGCUGAGCCAGCCUCUCCCUUGGAGGAGGGCGCGUCUCCACUCGCCGCCCCCCUCCCGAACGCGGGCGUCCACACAGAACCGGGCCGGUCCGAGGACGGGCCGGUCGCCGCAGUGCUCGUCAUGGCAACAGAGCCGUCCGACAACGCUGACCCUCAAGAGGAGGAGGAGGAGCCGACGGUGAUUGACAGGGAAGAGGCAGGACCGCCCGGCGGCUCCGAACCAAUGGGCUGUGCUCCUGGCGUGGCACCAAUCCUGAACAAGCAAGCUGAGGAGGAGGAGCCUGACGCUGUCAAUCAUCCAGACCAGAAGCCAAUCAUAACAGAGGAGGCUACAGGUGCGGGGGGCGUACAGGAAGUAGCUGAGCAUCCGACCAAUGGGAUGAGCCCUGAGGAACAUGGCAUCGAGGCUGUGGAACAGAACGGUACAGAGCGGUCCCUCAGUCCCUCUGAAACAGAUCUGUCUCCCUGUGCCCUGAGGCAUGAUGGGACAGGAGAUGACAUCAUCACCGAGCGCACAGAGAAUGGGGAAGAGGACUCUCCCGACCGGAAGGUGUGUGUGCGGGCUCUUUAUGACUACCAAGCAGAGGACGAAUCAGAGCUGUCCCUGGAGCUCGGUGACAUCAUCAGCGUCGUGGAGACCGUGGACAAUGCCUGGUGGAGGGGCUGCAGCAAAGAUGGCCGCCAAGGGCUCUUCCCAGCCAAUUAUGUGGAGACCAUCUAAGAGAGAGUAUCACAGGCUCCAGCAAUGCUCUUACAGGCAGACGGACAUUGACACACAUACACACACGUGCGCGUGCGCUCCCCUCCC